AUGCUCAAAACACCACCCCUACAAACGGCGACAGCGACCAUUGACACGCUUUGUGGCCGCCUCCAGUCUGCCACUCUCCUAGAGGACCGACGAGCAGCCAUACUCGGUCUCCGCAGCUUCGCAAAGCAAUACCCAGCAUCCGUGGCUUCAGGAUCCCUCCGCGAGCUCAUCUCGACCCUUCGACGCGAUGGCUUGGGGGAGAAGGGCGGCAGCAAGGAUGACAAUGGCAGACGAAGCGAUGAGGGCACCGGCGACGUUGACACCAUUCGCCUGGUGCUCGAAACGCUGCUCAUGCUCUUCAACCCGGACGCGACGAGCCCAGAGGCUGGGGAUGAGAUAGCCUUCUACAUGGCGGACGAGUUCUCAAUGCGCCAAGACAACAUUACCCUACUCCUGAACCUGCUCGACCCUACCAGUCCCUAUGCCGACUACUACUCCCGCCUCUACAGCGUACAGCUUCUGUCAGCCAUAUGCGUGUCCAGACCUGACAGACUGCAAGAAUGUAUCUUGUCCGCGCCCCUCGGCGUGUCGAGACUAGUGGGUGUGUUGGACGAUGCAAGAGAUGCCGUACGCAACGCGGGUCUACUAUUACUCGUCGAUUUGACAAGCGGCGCCAACGAGGACCUGCGGAAGAUUGUCGCCUUCGAGGACGUGUUUGGCAAAGUGUUUGCGCUCAUACAGUUGGAGGGUGGACUUGCUGAAGCUGGAAUCACUGCACAGGACUGUCUGAGCUUGUUGGCAAACCUGGUCAAGGGAUCAGCGAGCAACCAGACCAUGUUCCGAGAGUCUGGCUGUGUUGCUCAGCUUGCGCAGUUGCUCCAACAAGCUUUCCCACCCUCUCAGCACGAAGCCGCGUUCAUCGCGCAGAACCGGCAAAAGUCUGCAUUUGGCCUGCUUCAAUUGUUCAGGCUGUUUCUGAUUGCUGGAGAGUCGAGCACACCGCAGAACCAGGCUUCUUUCUUCCGGGCUGGCACGGCUCAGACACUCAUUGAUCUCGGAUUUGAACCGCACUUGCCAGUCCCAAUCAGAACGGCAGCGCUGAAGGCUGCUGCAGAGCUCAUCGCCAGCAAUGCACCUCUGCAGGAAGCCUUCGCAGCUCUUACGGUCAUCGCGCCUGCCGAUACAGCACCGUCGUCGAUGUCCUCAUCACAGCAUCUGAACGGAUCACGAUCAGCUGGCCCUUCAAACAAGGGCAGCGCUCGGCCCAGCGCAGAGAAGGCCAGAACUUAUAUCAUCGAAGCCUUGCUCGACACGACACUGGACCAACCUCAGGCGGACUACAUCCUUCGAAGCGCCACCUGCGAUCUCAUUCAAGCUUACCUUAUCCAGCAUGACCGGAUACGUGCGCACUUUCUCCAACGUGCGAUCUCAGGCCAUGCCGAGCAAGAAGAUGCCGCAAACGUCUUGACCACUCUGUCACAGCCUGGAGGAGACGCAACCGGUAUAUCGUUCGCAUCAUGGAUUGUGCAGGACCUUAUAGCCGACAAUGUCGAGGCCAAGGCUAUGCUUGCCGCCGUGAAGGAGGGCACUGAGAGCGAAGGCGAGGAUGUCCUGUCUUUCAUUCAAGCACUUGGCUCCGAGCUGGAAGCGGCAUUGCAGCAAGCUGUCGACGUCAGAACGAUUGCCGCGUACGCAAGUCUGCUGGUGGUCUUCCUGUGGGAGUUUGCAGCCGGUGUCGAUGAUGUGCUUGGCGAAGGCUCAAGUCUAAUGCAGGCUCUCGCUACCACGACCAAGACUGGUACUGCUGACUCGCUUGUCCUGGGACUUAGCGCAACAUUGCUAGCCACUGUGUAUGAAUUUAGUACGAAGGAUAGUCCUAUCCCAAGACGAACGCUGGCGCCACUGCUCACCCAGAAGCUUGGCCGAACGAAGUACUUGGAAGCGCUCGUCGACUUACGCAAGCAGCCAGCGGUGCGAGAUUUUGACCUCAUGGAAGCAGGAGACCCGGACACCAUGCUAUGCCAGUCAUUCGUCGAGCUCUUCUCAGUUGAGUAUUCGCGCCUGAGGAAGGCUAUCGACAAAGAUCCUGGCAUUGAAGUGCUGCCUUCGUCUGCUGUGGCAGCUGGCGUUGACCGAGAUGUCCUUGACGAUCUGCGACAACAGCUUCAGACCUCCCGAGACGCUCUGACACAAGCGCAAGAGCAGUUAGUCGAGCUAGGGCAGAAGCACGAGCAGGAGCAGAUGUCUGUUGCGAAGGAGCUGCAGACAGCGACCGCGGAAGUGGAUCGCUUACGACGCAUCAACCAGGCCAUGCAGCAAGGGCACGAGUCUGAGCUGGAGAAACUUGCCCAGCAGCAUGAUCAGCAACGGCAAGGAUUAAGCGCUGAACAUCAGCGAGCGUUGGCCUCCGUACAGCAAGAGACGCAGCGGCAAGUACAGGCCUCUGUGAGGCAGACCGAGGACGGAUUCAAGGCGAGAAUCCAAGAGUUCGAGCGACGAGUAGCAGAAAUGGGCAAUGCCCACCGCACAGAACAGAGCGGUCACGCCAAUACUCGACAGCAGCUCGAGUCGCUCACAGCUGCCCACACUGAGCUUACGUCUCGCGAGAAGAAUGCCAGCGCGCAACUCGCGGAUAUUAGUCAGAAGCAUGCUCGCUUGGAGAAGGAGCAUGCGGGCUUGCAGGCUUCGGUCACCGAGGCUGCAGGCCAGCUCGACCGCAUGAGGCAAGAAACUGAACAGCGCACGUCCGAACUCGACCGCCUGACUAGUCAGGUCAAAGAACUGCAGGAAGAGCUCAAGGGCAAGGAAGAGGAACUCGCAACCGAGCGCGCAGGCUUCGCCGAACUGGAGAAGGAACUUGAGGCUGCUAAGAGCGCCGCCGCUUCUGUAGACACUGCAAAGACUGAUGACGGCCAGACUGAAAAGCUCGAGAGUCUGGAGAAGCAAGUUGCUGAGGCGAAAGAAGGCGAGAAGGCGGCUAAAGAGGAGUUAGAGAGUAUGUUGCUCGUGAUGGGGGAUAUUGAGACGAAGAGGGAUGAGUAUCGGGUGAAAUUGAAGGAGAUGGGUGGGGAGGUGACUGAUGACGAGGAGGAUGAGGAUGAGGAGGAAGGUGAUGACGAAGAGGACGAGGAGGAUGAGGAGGACGGAGAUGUAGACUAG
Saxophila tyrrhenica is the source of this 3099-nucleotide messenger RNA. RefSeq names its product Vesicle-mediated ER to Golgi transport protein (gene USO1). The coding region runs from base 1 to 3099 and encodes 1032 amino acids. Lineage: Eukaryota; Fungi; Ascomycota; Dothideomycetes; Mycosphaerellales; Extremaceae. Gene Ontology annotation, biological process: transcytosis; vesicle fusion with Golgi apparatus; endoplasmic reticulum to Golgi vesicle-mediated transport. Gene Ontology annotation, cellular component: ER to Golgi transport vesicle membrane; Golgi membrane; endoplasmic reticulum. The transcript has 2 exons. The record is from RefSeq and is a predicted model, not a curated record.